UAUCAACAAUGUUUUCUGCAAUAAAAAGAUUGGCAAGCAAAAAUGAUGCAUCACAAAACCCUUCGAUCUCGAGACCUCCUGGUCACCAAACCAUGUCAACAUCACUUCAAAGAAAAUUUUCGAAAGGUGUUCAAUAUAACAUGAAGAUAAUAAUAAAGGGGGAUAGAAAUGUGGGUAAAACAUGCUUGUUUCAAAGACUGCAAGGCAAAAAAUUCAUUGAAGAAUACAUUCCGACUGACGAAAUUCAAGUGACUUCCAUUCAGUGGAACUACAAAGCAACCGAUGAUAUUGUCAAGGUUGAAGUGUGGGAUGUGGUUGACAAAGGCAAAAAGAAAAAGAGAUUUGAUGGCCUAAAGUUGGAAAAUAUGCAACUUGAACUUCCAGAAGAGACUGCUUUAGAUGCCGAAUUUCUGGAUGUUUAUAAAGGAACAAAUGGUGUGAUAAUGAUGCUAGAUUUAACGAAAUCCUGGACUUUUGAUUACGUCCAACGGGAAUUACCGAAAGUUCCAAGCCACAUUCCAGUCGUUAUUUUAUCAAAUCAUUGUGAUAUGUCCCAUCACCGAUCAGUUACAGCUGACCAUGUUAAUUUUUAUAUAGAAUCUAUAGCAAGUUCUCGAUCAGCUCAAAUAAGACACUCAGAAUCCUCGAUGAGAAACGGCUUUGGUUUAAAACUCCUUCACAAAUUUUUCAAUCUUCCUUUCUUGCAACUGCAACGGGAAACUUUGUUGAAACAAUUGGAGAGAAAUGAAUCGGAAACUAACAGCACUGUUCAGGAACUGGACAUAUUUUGCGAAUCUGACGAAGCCGACUACGGCAAAUUUAUGGAGAAUCUCACGAAAAAGCGCAGGGAAGUGGCAGACUCAAAUGCUAACAUACCCUUACCGCCACCUUCCAGUCAGCCUCCAGGUUCUAAUGGAACAGGGGAGGUGAAAAGAUCUCAAAGUGGGCCAAUAGUUAUUGGAGCCGGUAAGCCGAUUCCUUACGGUAACGUCAUGCCAAGUGUGAAAAGAGCGCCAAUGACGAAUAUAUCGAAAAGUUCCAGCAUGAGUUCGGGCUUCGUAUCGAAGGUCGGACUCGACCACGUGAUCUCCGAAGGUCUGCCCGAUCUCAGACGACUCGAUGUGAGUCCCAUCACCUCGGUGGAGGAGUUCUGUCCCGAUGGCGGUCAGUUGAAUGGAUUUUUGGACGAUGUCCACUACAACCAGGGACAAUCCAAUCUUAAGGAGGUUGUCGAAUCUGAUUCUGACACCGACACGGGUAAUCCGUUGGUCUCCGAACUGCAAGAGGACUUCGAUCCGGAAGAUGUCGCUUCGUUCCCCAAAACGAAAAGCAGGAAGAAGCCGGAAGGGAUGCAGCUGUCUGCGCCGGCGCGCGUCGUCCGAUCGAACGAGGGCAGCGACGUGGACCCGGUGGAAAAAACGGCGCUCGACGACUACGACAUGAAACAGACGAACGACGAGUUCGACUCGACCAUCAACUCGGAAAUAUCCGAGCUCACUUCGGAUGCCUACGAUGGAUGGAUCGGAGCGGACACCAAGUGGAGAAGAUCUCCCGAAGGUGGGGAAGAUGUGUCAGUAGUCAGCCAGACGUUAGAUUACAGCAACAGUACUGCCUAUGAUGACAGUACCAGUGUGACUUCAUCGAAUGUUCACAUGGAACUGCUUGUGUCCAAGCAUAGUUCGAAUAAUGGAAGUGUGGAGAGCGACAGUGAAGAGACCCAUACUUCCAGUUCCGUUAAGAAGGAGAAAGAAAGGAAGAAAAAAGAUAAAGAUAAGUCUGAAAAGAAACACAAAGCCAAAAAAUCCAAAGACAAGGAGAAGGAGAAGCAGCGCGACGGCAAAAGCGGAAAGAAGCACAAGCGUCGCUCCAGGGACGAGAGUUCGUUCCACCGCGACGAGCUCGAGGAGUUCCUGAACGGCAGUCCAUCGUCGCCGAUAGAUGCCGCCUACGAGGCGAUAUAGCGCAUGCCUCCGCUGCACAGGUACAAGUACUUUUUCGACUGCUAAGGGGUUUUAAAUGCCCAAACUCUAAAGGUACGCGAUAUCCACUGUAGUCCAGCCAAACCGUACCCUU
Molecule: messenger RNA, 2073 nt
Organism: Brassicogethes aeneus
Lineage: Eukaryota; Metazoa; Arthropoda; Insecta; Coleoptera; Nitidulidae
Source: the annotation of a GenBank genome assembly